Messenger RNA from Aspergillus sclerotioniger CBS 115572, 2908 nucleotides. RefSeq names its product oligopeptide transporter. The record is from RefSeq and is a predicted model, not a curated record. The transcript is spliced from 13 exons. Bases 461 to 2782 code for a protein of 773 amino acids. Gene Ontology annotation, molecular function: oligopeptide transmembrane transporter activity. Lineage: Eukaryota; Fungi; Ascomycota; Eurotiomycetes; Eurotiales; Aspergillaceae. Gene Ontology annotation, biological process: transmembrane transport.
GGUUGCUGCCUGUCCUUGUCCCUUGCCAGCGCGACCCUCAUGCGGCAUCCCUGGGGAACGCCGGAUAUGCACGAUUAGCACGUAGUCGGGUUCUCCGAUGCUAAUGGCAGAUGUCAUGACUCGUGGCUGGUCUGGAGCUUAUCGGAAACGUCAAUCGUUGGUAACACUGCAUCCGCUAGAGCUUCAUGGUCGCUCUUGGCUGCUGAGGAUUCUAGCCAGAUUCACUAACGAUAGGAUGGUGUGCUUGACUUGCAUGCUGUUAUCAUUCACAGUGGGACUAUCGCAAGAUGCACCUACUCAGACUAGUCGUCGUUCCUUCUCACCUCCUGGUGGUAGAUAAGAUGACCGGAUCCGCGAGGUCAUGUCGCAAAGGGCACGUCUCGUCUCAUCACUCGAAGCGCUGCUUGACCGGUCGCUGUUGCACCAAACUUGUUCCUCUAUUUCUUAAGAGACAGCAAGCAUGGCUUCCGAUAGCAAGUCAGAAGACGUCAUCGAGACUCGGAAAAUUGACCUCGACCUGGAUAGCGAUUUACUCGAACAGAAUGAUGAAUUGAAAAAAGAACACCUCAUAGCCGAGCAGAAAGAGCUCACUCCGGUCGAAGCCUUCAAGUGGAAUGUCGAAGGAGACCAGUCACCUUUUCCGGAAGUGGCGGCCUGCGUGCCUAACACCGAUGAUCCGAGUCUACCAUGUAACACUGUUCGUGCGUGGAUCCUGACCACCAUCUUUGUUAUGCUCUUCGCGGGUGUCAAUCAGUUUUUUAGUAUGCGAUAUCCCUCUCUCACUGUUCAAUAUGUUGUCGCUCAGCUACUCGUUUUCCCAAUUGGACGAGCAUGGGAAAAGCUUCCUCGAUGGAGAGUGCCGCUUGGAAGACUAUCGUUCGACAUCAACCCAGGGCCAUUCAGCAUCAAAGAACAUGCCUUUAUUGCUAUUUGUGUCAACAUUAGCGCCAGCACGGCGUAUGCUUCCGGUUCACUGGUCGCGAUCAUUAUGCCACAGUACUGGGGCAAGGACUACGGGGCAGGAUUUUCAUUCCUGUACCUAUUGACAUCGCAAAUGAUGGGAUUCGGCCUUGCUGGCAUGUCCCGUCGCUGGCUCGUCUAUCCUGCAGCUUUGAUCUGGCCUCAGUCUCUGUCCUCGACGAUUCUCUUCCGUGCCCUUCACGAGCCAGAAAAUCGCGCCCCUGCAAAUGGUUGGAAGCUCAGUCGCUACCGCUUUUUCGCAUACGCGACUCUCUUUGGAUUUGUAAUCUACUGGUUUCCCGAUUACAUCUGGACUAGUCUCAGUACAUUCGCGUUCGUCACCUGGAUUGCGCCACAUAACCAGAAAGUCAACACUAUUUUUGGGAUGAAUUCUGGUCUCGGGCUACUGUCGAUUAGCUUUGACUGGACACAGAUCAACUACGCCGGCUACCCUCUGAUGACGCCUUUCUACAUCACCUGCAAUGCUUUUGCAGUGGUUGUCUUCUUUUACCUCUUUCUCUCGCCGAUAUUGUACUACAAAGACGUCUGGUUUAGUGCAUACCUGCCUCUUCUGUCGUCAUCGACGUUCGACAACACCGGCAGCUCGUACAAUGUGACGCGGGUCGUCGAUUCUAACGGAGACUUUGUCCUCAGCAACUACAAGGAAUACUCUCCCAUGUACAUCUCCAUGUCCUACUCGCUCACCUACGGCCUGUCAUUCGCUGCCGUGACUGCCAUCGUGGUUCACACAUACCUCUACAACGGAUCGGAGAUCUGGGCCAAGUUUAAAAACUCCCGUCAUGGAGGUGAAGACAUCCAUCGCCGCUUGAUGCACUCAUACCGCGAAGUCCCAGACUGGUGGUAUGCAGUGUUGUUUGUCAUCAUGGCAGGACUUGGCAUUCUCACCGUGCGAUACUGGGAAACGGGCUUGCCAGUGUGGGGAUUCAUUGUCGUCUGCUGCGGAAUGGGCGUGGUUCUGAUCAUCCCGGAGGGUAUCCUGGAAGGAACUACAAACCAGAGAAUUUUCCUCAAUAUUAUCACUGAGCUGAUCGCCGGAUAUGCUUGGCCAGGAAAGCCCAUUGCCAACAUGAUGGUCAAGUGCUACGGCUAUAACUCGGUCAAGCAUGGGAUGGACUUUGCCCAAGAUCUCAAGCUCGGGCAGUACAUGAAAAUUCCUCCUCGUGUCCUCUUCUGGGGUCAGGUGUAUUCUAGUAUCCUGGCUACCAUGACCCAAACAGGAGUUCUCCGCUGGAUGAUGGGCCAUAUCCACGGACUGUGUGACUCGGAUAAUGCCCAACGAUUCACCUGCGCCGGUGCAAAGGUGAUGUACAACGCCAGUCUGAUCUGGGGCACUAUCGGUCCUCAGAGAAUGUUCCAAUCCGGACAAGUGUACCACUCCCUGAUGUAUUUCUUUUUCAUCGGACCCGUGGUCACGGUAAUUGUGUGGCUCUUCUACCGCCGGUACCCGCAGAGUUGGGUACGGUAUAUCAACGUUCCGAUUUUCUUCAACGCUGCAGGAAACAUCCCCCCUGCCAAUACCACGCAAUACUCUCUGUGGUUCUUCUUCGGAUUUCUCUUCAACUACCUCAUUCGCAAACGCGCAUUUGCCUGGUGGAAGAAGUAUAACUACCUCUUCCAAGCCGCCAUGGACACCGGCACCGCCAUCGCUACCAUCAUCAUCUUCUUUGCUCUGGGAUACACCAACACCACCUUCAGCUGGUGGGGUAACAACGUUGGAUCGAACACUGAUGAUGCGAACUCAGUGCCGUGGUUGAAAGUUUCCCCGGGGGGUCAUUUCGGAAAGGGCCCUGGAGAGUUUUAAUGUCUACCAAGAUACUUAUUUUGGGGAUUAUUAUGAGUUAGCAUGCUAAGCGCACCAUCAUUGCAUAGAAGCAAAAUGGUCUGAAUUGUAUCAUAUGGCAUCGCCAAUCGACUUAAUCAAAUCACC